CAGUGCUGCAACGUUGCCGACAACAAUUGAAUGCUGUGAAUCCAAAGUAAAAAUAGACAAGCGAGUAACUCGCUUCGUUUUACCAAUUGGCGCAUCUUGUAACAUGGACGGCGCUGCCGUAUAUUAUGCCAUCGUCGUUCUGUUUGUAGAACAGAUAGAACCAAACGUUCAACUGGGAAUUGGUGACAAAAUUUUGACUGUGUAAGUAAAGAAAAUAUUAGUGAUGUAAGAUCAUAAAAGGUAGUCUUUUUUCAAGAUGUUGAGAGAAUUAUUAAUCUGCAGUGCAGUACUUCAUUAAACAGUCCUCACCCCAUUCACUGAUGAAGACCUUCGUUUGAAACCAAACGUAGUAUAUAUGCACUUAGUUGCUAUCGUACUCGUUGCCACCAUUUUAACAACCUAUUAGGAAAUGAAAUUUUAUUCACAGCAAACACGUAUAAUAUUAGAUGUGUGAAUGAAUGUAAUCCCAAAUAAUAUUUUCCACAGACAUAACGUCAUCACCAAACAAUGUGAAUAUACUCCAGUUAUUCAUGCGCCUUAUGAGGAUUGGCUUAUCCUUUGAGCAUAACUCGUGAGUUAUUUGCACAUUAUCGAAUCCUUUCAGACUCAUCUGUACCGUGGUAUCGAUUGGUGCGGCAGGUAUUCCCAGUCCAGGACUCAGUAACUUGGUUAUCGUGUUAGAAGCAGUUGGACUUCCUAUUGAUAAGAUUGGACCAAUAUUUGCUGUGGACUGGCUUUUGUAAGUCAAUACUGCAAUUGUAAAUUAAUUAGUAUGAACAAUCGACGUCGUAUGCCCUUUCGUCAGAUAUUGAAAAAUCAUUAGAUUUUUCCUAUAUCCGAAAAGAAUAUAUUUAUUUAUUUAUUUAUUUAUUUAUUUAUUUAUUUAUUUAUUUAUUUAUUUAUUUAUUUAUUUAUUUAUUUAUUUAUUUAUUUAUUAACUUAACAAUCUUUCAGUAUACAUGAACAAAUGCUAGAAAUUAAAUUUAACACAUAUAUAGGAAGGGACAAGAAUCCCAUAUUAAGACUAACCGAAGAAAGACAACAAUAGUUAUAACAUAUUUAGGGACAUAAACACACAUUAACACACUCGGAUAUAUUUGAUUAACUAUUAACAUGAAAAAUGCAUGAAUUAACUUUUAAGAACAGCAAGUUGGAUUGUAGGAACGACACUUGGAAUAAUAAGUCUUCCAAGUACGUAUUCGAUUGACGUCAAAGGUAGAUUCAAGUUUGGAAAGGUCAUGGUGAGAAUACAGAUUGUUUUUGAAGAAAUUAAUAAAGGUACAGUCGGUGAUAUGAGCGGGAAGACUAUUCCAAAGAAAAAUAAUCUGUUGAAAAACGAGAUUCUAAAAAGAGAAGUUCUGCAAAGAUUAGGAGUUAGUGACCUUUGUUGGUUUGUACGAGUGCGAGAGACAGAGUCUGAAGAGAUAAUGACAAAAGAAGAGACAUCUAGAUCAUAAAGACCUUGUAAACACUUCAAAAAGAAGAGAAGGUCCUUUACUUCCAGCCAGUAAGAGAUUGGAAGUAAUUUGAGUGUUUUGAGACGCACAGAAUAAGAUAAGUCAAAGUCUUGAAUUAUAAAUUUAGUUGCUCCGUCUCCGAACACCUUCCAGGAGAGCAAGAUCGUGCGAAGAACCUUGCGGAGUCCAUAUCUCACUAGCAUAUAAGAUAAGUGAGAUCUAACCAGAGCAAGAUAGAAUAAACGUCGGCAAUGGAUGUCUGUCAUAUGCUUGCAAUUUCUUCAAAGAAAACCAAGCAUUUGAUUUGCCUUAGCAGUGCAAGUGAUGAUCUGCGUUGGCCACAUAAGACCACUACUUACAUGUACAUCCAGUUAAUUCACAGUUAAUUCGACGUGCGAAGUCACACGUUUGACUGGUUCAUUGUUGAGAUGAUAAGGAUGAUUUGAAGGAACACGUUUGCGAGAUAUUCUUAGUAAGACAAAUUUAGAAACAUUAAAUCUGAGUUGCCAUCAUGUUGAAAGGGAUCUUUAUCUGCCUGCGAUUGAAUGGCACGAUAACAUUUACUGUCAUCAGCAAACAACGCAACAGUACUGCUUUUUGUUGUAUCUGGAAGAUCAUUAACAUAUAGGAUGAAAAGAAGAGGACCGAUGACACUACCCUGUGGUACACCUGAUGAAAUUACAUACUAUGUCAGGUUUUGCCUUUCUGACAGACUCAAUAAAAACUGUUUUAUCAAUACGGGUUUUGUUUAUAGUUAGUUAUAGUCAAGCACGACUUAUCUAUCUUGUUAAAGAUAAGUAAUGUUCCGUAAUUUAUCGAAAAUGAAAUAAAUAGCCACUAAUUCUCAUUUAUUUAACCAGAGCCGUGAGAGAACUUAAACGGUAAAUAGUAUAAAGGCAAUCGAAUAUCAAGUCAUGCAGUGCAAAUGGCAUUUCAGUUUCGAUCAAGACAAAUUAUUGAAACUAGUUAAUGAGUUAUUUGCCAACUUUUCUGACAAUAAAAGAUAAGAAGAGGAAACUGCUUCAACAACUACGCGCUGAUAUACCAUAAGGCUCAAGCUUACCAAUAAGUUUGUUGUGAGGAACAGUCAAAGGCUUUAGCAUUGGGCAGUAUUCCAAAGGUCGUAGGUUCGAUUCCCACCGUGGCUGGGCAUAUUUUUCAAGCUCGCCCGGUGUGGAUAUACACUCAGAGUAACAUCACAAACAUCAUAUUAUUCACCUGAGUACACAACACCAACACAGAAAAAAUCAUACUUACCCAGCUAAUAACGUCACACGUUGUGCUGAAUCAGCAACUUAUAUUUUGCACAUUUUUGCGUAUAACUUCGGAACUAGAUGAGAUAGAAUAGAGCAUUAAUUAAACGGCCAAUCGGCUUACUUUUUCAUGCUCUUUCAGAUGAAGCAAUAAAAUUUUUUGUUGCUCAUACCCUUUAAAGGCAAAUUAUCGUGACUCUACCACUAAUUGCGUCCUGAAUAAGUUAUCCUGUCUACAAGAUGUUGUUUAUGGCAACAGUAUUGAUGUUAUUGCUUUGACAGAGACUUGGCUGUCCAAUCAUGUACGAAAUGAUGACAUUUUACCGGUUGGAUACAAGUUAUUUAGGCGUGAUCGACAAACUGGCAAACGGGGAGGUGGUGUAUUGUUAGCUGUCAGUAAAAGAUUCUGUCUGAACUGAACCAACUGACUUUGUUUCACAUUCAUUGGAACUUGCUUCUGUUGUAAUUAAUUCGUUAUCUAAAAAAGUUAUUGUCGCUGUGUGUUAUCGCCCUCCUGAUUCCUCAAUUGAUUUCCUGCACGAACUGAACCGUUUCUUGAAAUUUGUUGCUGAUUCUCAAUUUAAAGAUGUUGUUUUAAUGGGCGACUUUAAUUAUCCCAAUAUUCAAUGGUCUGACAGAUCGGGUUUUUCUACCUUAGGAUCAGAAAUUGGUUUUAUUGACCUUAUCACUGACUUUAGUUACUUGCAAUUAAUCAACUCAUCUACUCGUGGCCAUAAUCUCAUUGACCUGGUUCUUACCACGAAUAAAGAUGAUUCCAUCUCCUUACACUCGGACCAUAAAGCUAUAUCUUUUGACUUAAAAUUGCAUCAAAGACCAAAACAAUCCACCGAGCGAAUAGUUUAUAAUUAUUCGAAGGGAGAUUUUGUUGGCCUCCUAAACUGUCUUCAGAGCGCUUCUUUAGUGGAUUCAGUUUACCAUAACUGUGACGACAUUAAUGUUGCUUGGUCCAAGUGGAAAGCUGCUUUCCUUACUGCUGCCGAUAGUUUUAUCCCGAAAACAUCGCUCAAGCGUUCCUUCACGCCUCCUUAUAUCACCAAGGAUCUACUUCACGCUAUCAACAUGAAGGAGUCGCUAAGGAGAAAAGCAAAGGCUAAGAACUCGCCUCAAUUGUGGGAGAAAUUUCGCAAGACUAGGCAACAUGUCAAAUGUUGGAUUAAUGCCAAGAAGAGAGAAUACUUAUCUGGACUUUCUCAAUCCUUAUACAAUAACUCUAAAUCAUUUUGGAGAUUUUUUAAGUCUAAAUCUUCAAAAUCUUCCAUACCUGAUCUAAUUAAGAUAGGGGGUCUUAAACUAUUCUCUUCUGAAGAAAAGCCUGAUGCUUUUAAUACUUAUUUUUUACCUCCGACACAAAUUCUUCUUUACCUUUAAUCUCUACUUCGCAGUCAUCAAACUUUCUUGACUCAAUAACUGUUUCUGAAUUUGAAGUACAAUCUUUGUUAUCCAGUUUGUCACCCUCUAUAAGGCUAUUGGACCUGAUGGCAUACCAGCAUAUCUUUUAAAGCGCUGUUCCGAAGUCAUCGCUCCGUCUUUAACAAUUCUCUUCGAGUUAUCUCUUCAGCAGGGUGUAUUUCCUACUGAAUGGAAAUCUGCUAAUGUGGUUCCAAUACCUAAGAAAGGUGACGUUCAUGAAGUCACAAACUACAGACCUGUUUCAUUACUCUCCCAAGUCUCAAAAGUACUUGAACGCUUGAUUUUUGGACAGGUUUCUUCUUUCAUUAAGGACUCUUUGUACGACAUUCAACAUGGCUGUCGCUGGAAUAGGUCAUGUGUUACUCAAGUUUUGAAUGUGUUUCACGAUCUCGCGGUCGUGCUCUUGAUUCUGGCAAUGAAAUUGAUCUUCUUUAUUUCACGAACAAUGACUGAACCCUUGAACUGAAUGCGAAGUUCCUUAAAAAUGCAAUGAAAUUUCUUUCAAGGUUCUGUUUGUUUGAAAUUGGCAGUUUAAAAUGGCACUAAAAACAAAUUAUAAAAUAUAAAAAACUGAACUUGAAAUAUUUUGCCGGGCGGUACAUUUAUAUUGUAUAACGAAAUAUAAAAAAUUUUCAUGAGACUCUUAAUUAAGUGAUGCGGUGAUGAGAAUCAAAGAAUUUAUUUUAUGUGGCCUAGCUUACAUGCAAAAAUUCAAAAUGAUCGGUAUCGGUAAUUUAACAAGACACUACCCUAGCUGCUCUGCUAUACCUCAAAUACAACCUAUAUUGACAUCAUUGAUGCUUUUCAGAGAUCGACUACAAACGACUAUCAACGUGAUGGGUGAUACUUUUGCCGCUGCAGUUGUUGCAAAAUAUUCUCAAAAAGAUUUCGCAGAUGAAAGACCGCAUGGAAGUUCUGAUUCUCUGGAAUUAUUCGAGAAUUUGGCCAAGGAUGUUGUACCCGAAUCUGAAGAGACAAACUUGUGAUUGUGGUAAAGUGAUGGGUUGGCUAUAAAAUUUUUGUAGUGUAAUUCGCUAUGCUCCAGCUACUUCGAAAAAAUGUAUUCAUUUAGUUUAGCUAUACUAUUUAAAAAACGUAGCGAACUAUCCAAAUUUACAAUUUACAUUGUAAUGCAUGUAUGUUAUUGACUUGUAAUGAAUGGUAAGAAAAAUUAUAAAUAAACCUAAAGCGACAAAAACCGUUUACGUAAGUUACCGCAUUAUAGCUAAACUAAACAGCAUUCUCUAUUCGUUGGCAUAUAGCUUAUCAGUGAGCAUUGAAAAUUUUGGGACAAACUUGAGCAAAAGAAUAAGGUCAUUUGUCAAGAGGAAGUAUCUGUGAAGUAGACGACCUGCGUACGCAAGUCUAUAUAUGUGUUGAACUUCAGUGAAGUUCAACACUUAAGGUUCAGACACACCGGACGCGAUUCGACAACGCGACGCGAUUUUUUAGUUUUUGAAAGUUAAUAAAAUAGCCAAUGAGAGGAAAUUUUGAAAGAUAUGUAGACCAAAUAACUCAAAAUGUUAUAGCGCUUCUAAAUAUUUGGAAAAUUUUAACUACAAUCGUCCACAAAAUAUUUGAGACAAACCCCUCCCCCGAUUUCAAUGUUGUUAGGCACUACAAUGUAGUUUAAUUCCAACAUCAUGCAUAUGUUAAAUUUCAACUGCCAGUGACACGGUUGCGGUUCUAGUGUCAUCUUAUGUUCGUUUUGGAUAAAUACAGUAGGCUUUCAACAUUGAAAUAAGGGGGGAGGGGAGUGAUUUAAAAAGUCUCAAUAUAUUUUGUGAACGAUUGUCUCGAAAAUUGAUAAGACUUAGCUAAAAGCAUCUCGAAGUUUUUUUUAAAUACUUUGUGUGCAUGUGUAGUAGUCACUGUAUAUAGAUGAUACUAUUCGGGUUAUUGUUCAUAUGUAGAAUAGUACAGUACCGUCAAGUCGCCCAGGGGGGGGGGAGAAAUAAAAGUAAUGGGGGAAUGAUCCAAAAAGUAUCAAUAUAUAUUUGGUAGACGAUUAUAUUAGAAAUUAAGAAAACUUAGGUGACAACAGCUCGAACUUAUUUGAAAUCUUGCUAUGUGCAGCACAAUAGGAAGGGGGGUAGAGAACAUAAUUCCCAGGGAGGUUGGAGCGAGUUCGCAAUGGUAGGUUUAAAUAGUAAAGGAAUUUUUGUGAAGUGAUAUAAGCGUACGUCUUACUGUUCACUAUAAUUUGGAUAGUAUUGUGAGGCCCAUACAAAGAUCUCUACGUUUUAUAAUGGUACCAUAUCAAGUCUUCUUCUGGGGGUGGGAUGGGGUGGGGGGGGGGCGGUUGAGUACAAUCUUGGAUCGAUCGGUCCGUUAACAUAGAGAAUUAACCUUGCAUAUUUCUUAAAGAAAGUCCUAUAACUUCACAUGGAUUAUUAAUACUUUAGUUAUUCAAGUUAAUGGAUAAUUGAAUUUUGGUGAAACUAUAAGCAUGCAUUCUUAAUUAAUUUUUGAUUAUUGGUGGGGUCAAAGUUUUAACUUAUUCAAGUUAGCAUAAAGUAAUAUUUAAUAUGGUUUUUGAAAUUUAAAUUACUAAAGCAACGUGUUACUACGCAUUACCAUGUGCUUUGCCAUACUAAUUGUUUUAUAAUAUGGCUUUUCUAUUACCAAUAUAUAUACAACACAUCACAACGCGCUACCAUGCGUUACCAUACGCGUUACCAUACGCGUUACCAUGGACUAAUUGUUUAUUUGUCUUUUCUAUUAUUAAAACAAUGCAUUUCCACGUUUUAUCUCAGACAACCAUACACGUUACCAUCAUGUAAUUCUAUUCAUUAUGGUAUUUUGUUAAUAAAGCAACGCGUUACCGUCAAGUUUUUAUUAAAAUAUAUACAGUAUAUAUAGUAGUUUUUAAAAAAAAAAGAUGGUAACGCGUGCACAACUCGUGGUAACGUGUUGUUAAUCAUUUCUUGCAUAUCGAUCUUGUACUUUUGAACCGUUAGAAAUGAACUUUUAUUGCGGAAGUUUUAUUGUAGCAAUAAUAACUAUUUGAUAUUAAUGGUAACACGUAUGGUAACACGUGGUAACGUGUGGUAACGCGUUGUUAAAAUUUGAAUUUGGAGCGAAAACAGAUAGCCCAUGCGUAUACGUACAUUAAUUGAACUAAUUUCCAGUUUGAAAACGAGGUUGUUUACAUGUUGGCGUUGUCCUUGAAUUUACAUAGUACGUUAAAAUACAAAAAUCUUGAUUUGUGAUGGAUUGCAUGUUAUUGAUUCUUCAUUAUCGAUAUAUUUUUUUUCGAAUCGAGCGCAAGCUUGCGAAGGAACGUUAGAUGUCAGUAAGGUAUGGAUUUUAACUUAACUUAACUUGGACAAAUUAUCGCAUAAUAUAAUACAUGUAUAUGGGCAUGCAUUCUAGUAGUCCUUAGUAAAAUUUUAUGCAAAUUUUAUUCGUAUACACUAUUGAAAUGUUUGUCGAUUAACAUAAGCGCUGGCAAAGAAAAUAUUAUGGAAUAAAUAACCAAAACCUGCGCUCGAUUUCCCCCAAUUUUCAGACAAUCGUCCACAAAAUAUUUGAGACAACCCCCCUCCCCCGAUUUCAAUGUUGUUAGGCACUACAAUGUAGUUUAAUUCCAACAUCAUAUGUUAAAUUUCAACCACCAGUGACACGGUUGCAGUUCUAGUGUAAUCUUAUGUUCGUUUUGGAUAAGUACAGUAGGCUUUCAACAUUGAAAUAAGGGGGGAGGGGAGUGAUUUAAAAAGUCUCAAUAUAUUUUGUGGACGAUUGUAGGAUCAAAGUUAUCGGUCAGUGAAAAUCGAAAAAUUGCGUCGCAUUGUCGAAUCGUGUCCGGUGUGUAUGGACCUUACUGUCGAUGCAAUAGAAGUGUUGAUAAAAUAUUGCAUCAAUUCAUUUCCUCAAGUUGAUCAAUUCAUACGAAUUCAAAUUUAUUUUUACUUCCUGUGCGUUUCCUAUUGGUCAAUCGGUUCUGAAACGAAAUCUAAUUGACUUAUGUAGAAGUAACAGGAAGUUGAUCAAUUUUCUAUCAAAUGAAUUGAUCAACUUGAGGAAAGGAAUAUAUUGGUGCAAUAUUUUAUCAACACUUCUAUUGCAUCGACAGUAAGACUUGCGUACGCAGGUCUACGAAUUCUACAGUUUAAGUUUGACACACAAUCAUCUAUAUAUAAUACGUACAAACGCAUUUGUUCAUUUAAUGAAUAAUGAUUCUCCAUUUAAAAUACAAUAAAUAAUUAUAGUAGUGUAUUCUAUUAUAUAAAAUUUUAAAAUCAACGUCAGGACAAAAUGCCUGGUCCAGUAUAUCUAGUAUGAAAUUAUUCAUACGAACUAUUCAUAUAUAAAC
Paramuricea clavata is the source of this 8456-nucleotide messenger RNA. The record is from the annotation of a GenBank genome assembly. NCBI's taxonomy places the organism in Eukaryota, Metazoa, Cnidaria, Anthozoa, Malacalcyonacea, Plexauridae.